AUGAAUACAUUUAGUCGGUCUAUGUGGACGUUGUUCCUAUUAUUCGGCGCUGCUGUCGCCCACGGUGGCCAUGAGGCUGUUCCGGAGGGCGAGUCGGUCUCCAAGGAUCCCAUCGAUGGAAUUCUAUGGACGCAUAUGCUCCUGAUGGGAUUCGCGUUUGGAAUUGUCUUCCCACUGGGUAUGGUUCUUGGGAUCGUUCGUUCUCGCUGGCACGUCCCCGUCCAGGUCGUUGGCACUGUCGUUGCUGUUCUGGCUUAUUUCCUUGGCCAUGCGCACAAGGGCCGCCAGUUCGACAAGAACCUGCACGCUUCGUUCGCGAAUUGGUUGAUGCUCAUGUUGGUCGUGCAGGUUGUUCUGGGCGCGUACUUGAAGCUGCAUCUGGAGAAGGCGGGACAAGGUCGGAUUCGGUGGAUCUUCGUUUUGGCACAUGGGAUUGUGGGCAAGAUCAUGCCUGUUGUCAGCUGGGCGCAGAUGCUCUUCGGUGGUAUUGCGGCCAUGGGCUUCUGUCGUGGUGAUCACCUCGGUCAGUGUCUCGCUCAUUUCAUCAUGGGCAGUGCGUUCAUCGGGUAUGGUGUUUGCCUGACUAUUCUCUUGCUCGUCGGCCAGUACUGGCUGCGCAAGACGGGUCGCAGCCAGGAGUUCUUCGAUUCCUUGGUCAUCGCUGCCUGGGGCUGUGUCAAUACUUUCACCGAGCACCGCUGGGGUACUGCCUGGGUGCACAACGACCUCCAGCAUACUACCAUGGGUAUUGUCUGGUGGUGUGCCGGUCUGCUGGGCAUGUGGUUGAGCCGCAGCCGCAACGGCCGUCCUAAGCGCAACCUUAUUCCCGCCAUUGUCAUUAUGAUGACUGGGUAUGCCAUGUCUGCCCAUCCCCAAGAGUUAAUGAUCAGUACGAUGAUCCACUCCAUGUUCGGAUAUACUCUCAUGGCCGCGGGUCUUACCCGCGUCAUUGAGAUCUCUUUCGUGUUGAGGGAUAAGCCUGCGCUCUCUGAGCCGAACAGCUUCCAAUACCUCACUCCCUUCCUUCUCUACGCCUCCGGAUUCCUCUUCAUGGGCGCCACAGAGGAACAAAUGGCAUUCCUCCACAACGCAGGCGUCACCCACGUCUCCUACAUCCUGAUCCUCUACAGCGUCGCAUUCAUCUGCUUCCUCUUCGUCAACAUCCUCCUACACAUCUACGCCGUGCACGCCUGGCCAAACUCCGAGUCAACAGACCAAGAUGGUCCCAAGUACUCCACUCUUAACGGCAACGCGAACGGCCAUGCAAACGGUCAUGCACGCUCUACCUCGCAGCAGAUCCAGGAUGCCGAGGCUUUCGAGCUCCAUGGGUUGAUUUCCGAUGACGAAGAGGGUGGUCCUUCCAUGGGACCGAGAAAGAACAGUGACGAGGAGCUUGGAAAGGAUGAGUCUCGUCAUUGA
Molecule: messenger RNA, 1419 nt
Organism: Penicillium nucicola
Lineage: Eukaryota; Fungi; Ascomycota; Eurotiomycetes; Eurotiales; Aspergillaceae
Product: Ytp1 family protein
Exons: 5
Coding region: 1-1419 (472 amino acids)
Source: RefSeq, a predicted model, not a curated record